AUGGUAAUCUGCACCCUCUUCGGCCACCGUCACGGCCACGUCUGGUUCGCCGUCCAAGACAACCAUCUCAACCCCACCAUUCUCCUCCAACUAUCCAUCCCAACCCACACAUUACUCCAACAACUCAACUCCGGUCUAGUCCGGCUAGCCCUUGAGUGCCACACCCCACCGGACUCCGAUCUCCGGUCAUGUCCUCUCCGGUCAAUACCCAUGUGGACUUUAUACUGCAACGGCCGGAAAGUGGGCUUUGCUGUUGGGAAAAAGGUGACAGAACCGGUUCGGGUUAUGUUGAAGUCGGUUCAGUCGAGUACGGUGGGUGCAGGGGUAAUUCCGUCAUUUGGGUUUGGGGUUGACUCCGGCGUUGACCAGGCUGAGGGUGGUGAGUUGAUAUAUAUGAGGGGUUACUAUGAGUGGAUUGUGGGUGGGCCGGAUUCGGAGUCUUUUCAUUUGGUUGACCUGGAUGGGUGUUUGGGUCAGGGUCAGGGUCAAGAUUUGAGUAUUUUCUUGAUGAGGACACGUGGCCCCUUUUUUUGA
Messenger RNA from Helianthus annuus (common sunflower), 534 nucleotides. RefSeq names its product protein MIZU-KUSSEI 1. Lineage: Eukaryota; Viridiplantae; Streptophyta; Magnoliopsida; Asterales; Asteraceae. Gene Ontology annotation, biological process: hydrotropism. The record is from RefSeq and is a predicted model, not a curated record. The coding region runs from base 1 to 534 and encodes 177 amino acids. The transcript has a single exon.